CUCCUUCUGGUAUGUGCAACUUGGUUUCCUGGGGGCAGUAUAAUAUGAGACAUUACAUGCAGAUUUGACGAUGAACAUGAAAUACAAAUGGUUGCAUCAUAUUGAAUUAAUAUUAAGAUUGUUGGCUGACAACAAAAGAAUAUUCGUACCUUCCGCUGUUACUGUAAAGGAAGACGGAGUGAGAGCAAACAAGAGAGGAUUGGUUGGAUAGUUGACUUCAGAGUUUUCAGAGAAGCCUGUUUUCCUGGGGAGGUGGACCAGUGGGCGACCGUCUUCCUUCUUUGGCUCCUGUUGUGUCAUCUGCACUGAUAGCUGCUCUUUGAACUCUUGGCUACGUAAAAGAGGACUGGAGACAAGACACUACUAUGAUCAAGCACAUCUUCCAUUUCAAACAGCAUGGAUUUCUUCUUUCAGCGUCAUUUCCAUCUAUGGCAAAAGAGACAGAAGUACCCCGCAAACGUCUGUCAGCCUGGGCCUGCAGUCCUCGUCAGCAAAGCACGGCGCCGUUCUAGUAUUGGCCUGCCCUCCAUAGCACUACUAGAAAGCAGGCGCUCCUCUAGUGGCUUGCCACCGCUACCUUAUCAGAGGCGCCCCAGUGUUGGGGUUUUGGUAGCCAGUGGACAAAAUCGACAGCCCAUGAAAGAUGAGGCCUCCACUAAUUCAAGCGAAUCAACCGAAGAAACUGAAUUCGAGAGAGCGGAUAUAUCAAUUAGAAAAGAAGGGAGGGCAUUUCAAUACAAACAUAGUGCUCGACGUUCUUCAAAUUUCUUCCCUGGUGGUCGUCGAAGAAUGGCGGUGCGAUACUGUUACCCCUCCAAGGAAAAGUCCAUUGAACCUCAUUUGAUUGGUUCUUCGCUGUUACUUGCGAGUGUUAUCCAGAUGGGCAAUGCUGCGAAAGAAAAACAAUUGGAAGAAUCAACCAUCUCACUCUGUCCCUGUACUGGCUCAGAUGCUGAGGAAGCCAGUGUCCUGGAAGUGGAAAAAAAGAUGGGCACGAAAAAAGAUGGCUGGCCCAGAUCUCGAGUGCAUGCAACCCAAGGUGUUUUGACAGAACGCAUCAAACCCCGACUAUUCCUCCGACCUCCUCGCUGUCUGAGACGGAACUCCUCCCAUCUCCUUCCAGCUGAAUCCAUCUAUCAUAAUAGUGAAUUGCGCUAUGGGCUUUAUGGUCGCUAUAAUCAUCGAGGAUCGAGUCAUAGUUCCCAAGCUCUAAAAGCACUAUUUCAUACUUCUACCAGCAAUGCCAGUCUGAGGCAGAUGGCCUCAGCAGAUCUGAAGUUGGAUCCUGAAGCAUUUCUUUGUGAACCUACCGUCCCAAAUAGCUGCUCUUCGCUUCUCAGUGCCUCAGAGGGGUCGACACAUUAUGAUCCAUAUCUGGAAACAUGGGAGAACUUCCUAUCGAAAGCAAUAGCAAAAUCUGGCCUGCGCCAUCUGCCCUGUCAGCCUAGUACAUCAACUUUAAACCGAUCAGAAUCAGAAGCAAGCUUCAGCAGCACUGUUGACUGGACUGAAUCUGCUCAGUAUGGAGAUCAUAUAUGGUUUGAGACCAAUGUGUCUGGAGACUACUGUUAUGUGGGAGAACAACACUGUAUUGCCAGAGCACUGCAAAAGUCAGUCACUCGGAGAAAGUGUGCUGCCUGCAAGAUAGUUGUCCACACAAUUUGUAUUGAACAACUGGAGAAGAUUAAUUUCAGAUGCAAGCCAUCUUUCAGGGACUCUAGUUUCAAAAACAUUCGAGAGCCGAACGUUGUACGUCAUCACUGGGUUCAUCGAAGAAGACAAGAAGGAAAAUGUAAACAAUGUGGCAAGGGCUUCCAGCAGAAGUUUGCUUUCCACAGUAAAGAGAUUGUUGCCAUUAGUUGCUCCUGGUGCAAACAGGCGUUCCACAACAAGGUGUCCUGUUUCAUGUUGCACCAAAUUGAGGAGGUUUGUCCAAUUGGAGCUCACGCUGCCCUCAUAGUUCCACCUUCAUGGGUUGUUCGAGUCCGACGUUGCCAGGCAUCCAUGAAGUCAAGUAAGAAGAAAAAAAGAACAUCCUUCAAGAGGAAAAGCAGUAAAAAAGGAGCAGAGGAUGUACGACAGUGGAAACCCUUCAUCAUCCGGCCCAUUCCUUCCCCAUUGAUGAAACCACUAGUGGUGUUUGUCAACCCCAAAAGUGGUGGAAACCAGGGCACUAAAAUCCUUCAGUCUUUCAUGUGGUAUCUAAACCCAAGGCAGGUUUUUGAUCUGGGCCAGGGAGGACCCAAAGAGGGGUUGGAGCUGUAUCGUAAGGUUCACAACCUGAGGAUUCUGGCCUGUGGAGGGGAUGGAACUGUGGGAUGGAUCAUCUCCUGCCUUGAUGAACUUGCGUUGAAUCCUCAACCUCCUGUGGCAGUGUUACCACUUGGGACAGGAAAUGACCUUGCUAGGACUCUCAACUGGGGAGGGGGCUAUACAGAUGAACCUCUGUCCAAAAUCCUGUCUCAUGUUGAGGAUGGAACUGUGGUCCAGCUUGAUAGGUGGAAUCUACAGGUUGAAGCCAAUCACAAUGCUGGGGCUGAAGUAGAUGAGCAGCAAACCGAUAAGCUUCCCCUGGAUGUGUUCAAUAAUUACUUCAGCCUUGGAUUUGACGCACAUGUUACCUUAGAGUUCCACGAGUCAAGAGAAGCCAACCCAGAGAAGUUUAACAGUCGUUUCAGAAACAAGAUGUUCUAUGCUGGGACAGCAUUCUCAGAUUUCCUCAUGGGAAGCUCCAAAGACUUGUCGAAACACAUCCGAGUCGUGUGUGAUGGGACAGAUUUAACAUCAAAGAUUCAGGAUUUGAAGCUGCAGUGUUUGGUAUUUCUCAACAUUCCCAGGUACUGUGCAGGUACCACACCUUGGGGAAACCCAAGUGAACACCAUGACUUUGAACCUCAGCGCCAUGACGAUGGAUAUAUCGAGGUCAUUGGCUUCACCAUGACAUCACUGGCAACUCUUCAGGUUGGAGGCCAUGGGGAGAGGUUGAAUCAGUGCCGUGAAGUAACGCUUACGACCACAAAGCCUCUUCCUGUACAGGUCGAUGGGGAACCAUGUAGACUUGCCCCCUCCAUCAUCAACAUCAGUCUCAGAAACCAGGCCAAUAUGGUCCAGAAAACGAAACGGCGGACAUCGUUGCCACACCUCAAUGACCAACAGCCAGUUCCAGAGAGGCUGAGGCUUCGUGUCAACAGAAUCACCAUGAGUGACUAUGACGCUCUCCACUAUGAUAAGGAUAAAUUGCGACAAGCGUCGAUUCCACUGGGACUCAUAGUGGUUCCGGGAGACAGCGACUUAGAGACCUGCAGAGCACAUAUCCAGCGUUUACAAGAGGACCUCUCCUCCGUCAACUCUUCUUCGAGAUGUGUUGGACUUCAGGGAGAAGUUGACACUACGAAGAAUCUUUCUUCACAGCGUUUGUCCCCAAAGUGGUGUUUCCUUGAUUCUACAACUGCUGAUCGUUUUUACAGGAUAGACAGAGCACAGGAACAUCUCAACUAUGUGUCAGAAAUUUCCCACGAGGAACUCUUUAUUCUGGACCCGGAAUUGAUUGCAACAAUGACAGUUGGCACUUCCCCAGCUGCCAUGCCUGACCUGGUUCAUCCUUCAUCCAGCUUGGCCAACAACGGGGAAAGCAGUUUAAAUCAGAACCCCAAUGAUGUGUUUGUCUUCCCUGUGGCUUCCUGUCUUUCUCCAACAUCAUCAGCAUCUUACAAGAUGAACAGUGACAGCUCUGCCUCACCACUGAGUUCAAUACCUGAGGCUGGAAAACUACAAAGGAAAGGUUGUAUCCAGCGUUUCAUCACCACUAGUGAUGAGUUUAAGACAAUGAGGCAUGAAACAGGUCAAAAGUCAAGUGAUGCAGGAGGAGGAGAAGAGGAAAAAGACCUGCUGAUUCAGAGUGUAAGGAGCAACAAUAUGAAAAAGAUGCAGGAACUGCAUGAAAAAGGAUGUGACCUCACAUGUGUUGACCAAUCGGGCUGCAGCCUGCUCCACCAUGCUGUCAGUGCGGGAAGCAAGGAGAUGGUCCGCUUCAUCCUUGACAAUGCUCCAAAUGACCUCAUUGAUGUUACAGAACACAUACAUGGCGAAACAGUUCUUCAUCGAGCCGCGUCACUGUGUCACAGGACCAUCUGCCAUUACCUGGUUGAGGCAGGAGCCUCGCUGAUGAAAACAGACAUCCAGGGAGACACCCCAAAGAACCGGGCCGAGAAGGCUCACGAUGCUGAGCUGGCAGCAUACCUGGAGAACCGGCAGCACUACCAGAUGAUCCAGAGGGAGGACCAAGAAACAGCCGUGUAAGCGUCUUCAGAACCAAAGUGCAAGAAGUGGCCAAGUGUGAGUGGACCAGUGCCAAAAGUCACGAUGAUAAGGACCAGUACUAAACAUAUUUACCAAGAAACAACUCAGGACGUUCUUUUUCCUGUAGUCUCACUAGAUCAUAAACGGUGUGCGGAUGUGUUGUGGCAAAGGCUGUAGGAGGAGUCAGGUGUCACAGAAACAUUUGAAAUAACUACAAAUGUCUGAGACUUAUUUUUUAACUUUUAGAUUUGUUUUUUUCCUGUUUGGACCCAAAGUAUCCCUCCACAUGACUGACUGACAAAGCACGAUUAAUUGUAAACUAGAAGCCUCUAGCAAGUGUGUUGCUAUUCUAGUUGUAUUUUCUUUGUUGCCUUUUGUACUAAAUUGUGCAUAGUAAAUUAUUUCAUGUUGCUUGCACAGCUUACAUAGCCAAAUAUUCACAUACCAAAAAGAAAGAUUUGGAUAACGCUUGUUAGAAAUUUAGCGCUUGAUGUUCGCAUCUUUAACUUGCAAGGUCAUUUUGUUUAUUUAUACUUUCCAAUACAUCUUUCAAAUAAGUUGAUACACUGGUUGUGAACUGUUUUUUUGUGGUUGUUUUGCUGUAUUUGUUUUUAAAAUUGCAUGUCUUGCGGUAAUAAAACAUUUUCCAGUGGUUUUA
This is a messenger RNA of Syngnathoides biaculeatus (alligator pipefish), 4957 nucleotides long. RefSeq names its product diacylglycerol kinase, zeta a (gene dgkza). Gene Ontology annotation, cellular component: nucleus. The transcript is spliced from 38 exons. The record is from RefSeq and is a predicted model, not a curated record. NCBI's taxonomy places the organism in Eukaryota, Metazoa, Chordata, Actinopteri, Syngnathiformes, Syngnathidae. The coding region runs from base 397 to 4299 and encodes 1300 amino acids. Gene Ontology annotation, biological process: regulation of synaptic transmission, glutamatergic; diacylglycerol metabolic process; lipid phosphorylation. Gene Ontology annotation, molecular function: ATP-dependent diacylglycerol kinase activity; protein binding.